Messenger RNA from Moesziomyces antarcticus, 462 nucleotides. RefSeq lists its product as uncharacterized. The transcript is spliced from 2 exons. The record is from RefSeq and is a predicted model, not a curated record. The coding region runs from base 1 to 462 and encodes 153 amino acids. NCBI's taxonomy places the organism in Eukaryota, Fungi, Basidiomycota, Ustilaginomycetes, Ustilaginales, Ustilaginaceae.
AUGCAGCGUUUGGGCAGUGCUCAAGCCCCCUCCCUUCUUGCUUCCUUCAGUGCUCCUUCUGACAACCCUGCAGGCAGGAACCACGCACUCUCCUCUCUUCACCAAGACAAACCGUUGGUGCAUCGUUCGAUCAUGUGGCGUUUGGGACAAUUCGUGGUGGUGGCAGCUAUCGCUGCAUGCCUCGUGCAUCUUUCCUCGGCUGCUGCGACACCCAGGCUGCGACGCGCGGUGGUGGGCGAUACCAACGACGAGCGGCCGCUGUUGCGUCGGUGGUUUAUCGACUGGGGCGGAUCGCUUGGUCGUCUGCCCUCGCGCGACGACAUGAUCACGCCCGUCGAUCCGGCCAACUUCGAGGCCCACCGUGCCGCCACCGAGUCGGCAUGGGAAGCGUAUCGCCGACGUCUGGCGCGCGAACAGGCCGAAUACUGGAACGUCAUCUUUGGCGGUCACACUCCUCCCUAA